Messenger RNA from Oryzias melastigma (Indian medaka), 4200 nucleotides. It is a transcript of the gene arfgap1, whose product is annotated as ADP-ribosylation factor GTPase activating protein 1. Lineage: Eukaryota; Metazoa; Chordata; Actinopteri; Beloniformes; Adrianichthyidae. Gene Ontology annotation, cellular component: Golgi membrane. The transcript has 14 exons. The record is from RefSeq and is a predicted model, not a curated record. Gene Ontology annotation, molecular function: GTPase activator activity. Gene Ontology annotation, biological process: regulation of ARF protein signal transduction; regulation of endocytosis. The coding region runs from base 590 to 1864 and encodes 424 amino acids.
CUCAAACUGUACAACUAAAUCUUAUUUGCAAUGUUUCUUAAUGUCACAGUGCAAGCUGACUUAAUAAAAUUCAGACAAACGGAGUGGAGGACAAAUUAUACUCAAAAAAAAAUGUAAAAGUAUAUAAUAAGAACAUAUGUUGCAUGCAUACAUAAACAAACAUAAAUAUUUGUUCAACAUAAAUGUUUAACAAUUCAUUACAAAGGCGUGAGUGUAAAGACUAAUGAAAUAGGCAAUAGAACCAAUGAUACAAAAAUGAUUUAAAAAGAAAAAAAACUGAGAUAAUCCCUGCUUGGAGACUCACAUCCAGUAGGUGGCGGUAGAGAUUUCAACGUCAAGAAGACAUUCCCCAUUUAGACCCGAGCAAGACAUAGGAGCAUUUUACCAGGAUGCAUUGCACUGCCAACGUAUGCAAACAGGAACAUGGCUACCGGUUUUUAACAUCUGACAUUUAAAAAUAUUUUCUCACACUGCCUUAUAGAGUUCGUGACAAUACGACGUGAUUGAAGAGAAAACCCUUUAAAGCGCCAUCGCUGAGUCUGCAGACCCGAAACCACAUCCUUGUUGCUUCAUUUAAGAUCUGGUCAUCAUGGCAAGUCCGAGAACCAGAAGAGUCCUGAAGGAAGUGAGAACCCAAGAUGAGAAUAAUCUUUGCUUCGAAUGUGGGGCUUUCAAUCCUCAGUGGGUCAGUGUAACGUACGGUAUUUGGAUUUGUCUGGAGUGUUCUGGAAAACACAGGGGCCUGGGGGUCCACCUCAGUUUUGUGCGCUCAGUCACGAUGGACAAGUGGAAAGAUAUUGAACUUGAAAAAAUGAAAGCAGGAGGAAACGGUAAAUUCCGUCUGUUUCUCGAGCUCCAAGAUGAUUAUGACCCAAACUGGACUUUACAGGAGAAAUACAACAGCAGAGCCGCUGCGCUCUUUAGGGACAAGGUUGCUACAUUAGCAGAAGGGAAGGAAUGGUCCAUUGAAACAUCUCCUGCCAGAAACUGGACCUCUCCUCAGCCCAAGAGCAGCCAGUUAUCUUCCACUCGCCCCGGAGGACCUGGACAAAGCUCAGCUAAUUCUGGUGACAAAGCUUUUGAAGAUUGGUUGAGUGACGAUGUUAAUUCUUAUCAGAGUGGAAGUGGUUACAGUGGUAAUCAGGAGAACCGCUACGUUGGGUUUGGUAACACGGUCACUCCAGAGAAGAAAGAGGAUGACUUUCUGAACAAUGCUAUGACUUCCCUUUAUUCAGGCUGGAGUAAUUUCACAGUCGGAGCCAGCAAGUUUGCUUCUAUUGCCAAAGAUAAUACAACCAAACUUGCAAACCAAGCAACUUUGAAGUUAAGGGGUUAUAAAGCACCCCCAGAACCGGCAACUGAGUUAGGACAGACAUUAAAUGAGAAUGUUAUCAAACCCACACAAGAAAAGGUGAAAGAUGGCAAAUUACUAGAUGAAAUGGCAGUCAGCUUCUCUGGGAUAGCAAACAAGGUUCAGGGAGCUGGUGCUAAAUUGACUAACCUAUUUUCCGGAAAAUCAGAAGAUGGAACUGGUGCAGAGAGCUACCAGAACAUGGAUUCCACUGAGGGAUAUCAGAGCAGUUCCAACAAACCAGUGUCCAGGGACUUCUGGGAAACCUUUGGUAGCAACAGUUCCUUAAAGGAGAAGAAAUCUCCCAGCAGUGACAGCUGGACCAUCCCAGACAAUUCUGCCAAGAAGAGCUCUGACAGCUGGGACAAUUGGGGUUCAGAAGGAGCGUCCAACAACAAACACAGCACGGAGGAGAGCUGGGAGGCCUGGGACAAUAACUGGGAUAAAGCCGAUUCUAAGACAAAGAAGAGUCCGACGAAACCUGAAGAAAGCUGGGAAACUGCAGACUGGUAGAUGGCAAACUCAAAUGUAACGUCUCACCUCUUCCCAUUCUCUAUCCCUUCACCUGUGUCCUUUUUUUCCCCCAUUCAUCCUGCUAGCACUUUCAGGAAAACUUCUGCAUCAUCUCAGCUCCCCGUUUUCUUUUCUUUUUGGUUUGUUUUCUCAAUAUGUACUUACAAAACAAUCAAAGACAGAAAUGGAUUAAGCCCUUAAUACCAGGAAGAAAUUGAGAUGUCCGGAGCUACAAUUUACUGUAAUUUAUUUCCAUCAAAAAAUAACUGUUUGUAUAAAAAAUGUAAACUUCCUUUGAGGAUCUCCCCCAUAUAGUUAAAGAAAAACAGUCUGGGUUUCAUGAGUGAAGCCAUACUGUUUAGGUCACCACAGAAAAUAGCAUGACAGAGAAAUACUGUAAAUGUAAAAUGUUGUAAAUAAGAAAAACUGGACAGAACACAAACCACUCUUUUUGUUUAAUAAUGUCUCUUUUGCAAAAAUGUUUACAUGUUUUGUAAAAUUAAUUUACUUUGAAGCUCAUUCUAGUCUGCAGUCCAUUAUGCUGGAGAUCUCUAAAAGUCCUUUUUGCAAUAUUGAUUAGUAAUGAGAUGACUGAUUAGUCUUUUAUAAUGAAAAAUAUAAUUAGAAUUGCUCUAAUUACGGCCUUUCUAUAGCAGCUGUUGUGUUUUGAGAUGUUCAGAAAGAUUAGAAUGCUACUUUGGCUCAUAUUUCCUCCUUCUGUUGCUAAAGAUGUGAUACCCUUAAAGUAAGAGAACUAUUUUUUUAUGACAGCAUGACAGGGCAAGUGAUGCUCGCGGGUUUGUCUUAAUUUACAAGAUUUCAAUUUAAAUGUAAAUGUAAGUGCAGGUGAUAUCCCUCACCUGAGUCUGUGGGUCAGCAUGCAGUCUCUCUUUUUAGUCCCUCUGAGUCUGAAUUGAACUGUGAUCCUAAAACUCCUAAUCUAAAGUUGAAGGAUCUUCAUGUGACCUCUGUGUUUUCUACUUUUCCAAUGUCUCUUUAUUAAGGCUCAUAUGUUAAAUUAUUUGAAGCUCUCAAACAGCUUUAAUCAACUGUGUAAAUUCCUAUCAGCCCCACUCAUAUUACACAUCUUAGAUACAUUAUGGAAAAAAAAAAACGGAUUUGACCAAAAUGAAAGUUUAAAAUAAAAUAUCCAAAUUUGUUUUGACUAAAACUAGUUUUUGUGGAUCAGGUGUACCCCUUGGCCCUUUUCAGUAUUACAUUUUGACUGUCUACUUGUACUGUUAUAGUACAAGUACAAUGAUUGGAUCAGAUCCAUGAAGCCCUGUACCGAUUGUGUUUGCUGGCCAGUAAUCUUCAAAGAUUACUUUGAUGGGAAAUUCAUUCAGUCCUCAUUGACCUCAGAAUGGACAUCUUUCAUUCACAGCUUCAUUGAGCGAAACAUAAAUUCUGGGAGCUUUAUUCCAUUUGAGUUUUCUUUACUACCUCUUAGAAGUUUUAUAUUUGCUGAUUGUUUUUCAGAGGAGAACCUUUUUCCACUCUUUCCUCUUGAGUCCAUUCUCAUAUCUUUGUCAUUUUGUGUUCUACUUUGUGUUUUUUGAAAGAAAAAAAACAAUAAAGCAGCAAGGUUACAGUGUUUCUUGUGUAAUUAAAGUAAACAGUACUGUGCUGUAAAACUAAGUUACUGCUGUAACAUGUGUCUUGCUGAAACUGCACUCGUCAUCCUGUACGGUCCAGUGUGAAAAGCCUUAACCAGCUGUGUUUUUGUUGCUGCUGUGUGUUAGCUCAUGUGACAGUGAUAUGUACAUGUUCAUCCAUGAAUCUCCAAAUUAUGAGACAGUGUUACCCUAAACUGUCCCUGUAUCACCGAGGCUUAACAGUAUGUCGGCCAUCUUUUCUUGUUUUCUUGUUCAAAGCCCUAGACCCUUUUCAAGCAAAACCUGAGCAGUUAUUUUUCUGGAAACGUGUUUUUUUGUUAUUUAAUUUACAUACUGCAGAAUGAAACACACCUCAGCUCUUCAUGUACGUUUAUUUAUCUAUAUAUAUGUAUUUUUUCUUUUAUGUAUGGAUUUAUUCACUCUCCCAGAGCAGCAGUUGUGCUUUUGUGCCUGUAAAACAUCUAAAAUUGGAUUUAUCUGUUUGUCUAUGAAACUAAUUAUGUGAAAAAUGCUAUUUUUGAUGUCAUGCAUGAUAUAUAAUGUGGACUUGAAUACAGGCAGUUGUUUCUUCAGUGAAUUGAAGUUGUUUGCUUGAAGUUUCACCAGCAGCAGUCUGACGGAGUGAGUCUGUGAUGAUCCCAGCUCAGUGUGGAGAAAAUUCCUGUACAUGUGGAUCAAAUGAAAAAUAAAUGUAUUGUGAAUGGCAUUUAUUUAAACCUU